AGCAUGCCGGACGAUCCGGACCGGUUCUAGCAGCACUUGUCCUGAACGACCACUGAAGUCCGUGUUCGGUGCAUUCAUCCUCGUCACGAUGUCCAGUACCAUCACCUUCAAUACCUUGACGGGCUUCUUCGUUCACGAGGACAUUGGCGCCGACUCUGCUGCGAUAGGCGCGGUCCCCCCACGAUUCGGUUUGAAGGAUGACUCGAGCGAUCGCUGGCGAAAGCUCCUCUCACACGUCCACUACCUGAACGCCACCGCCGAGGAUGGCGCUCUUUACAAGCUCUUCAUCCUCGGGAGGCACGGACAAGGCUAUCACAACCUAGCUGAAUCAAAGUACGGCACGAAGGCCUGGGACGAUUACUGGGCGAAGCUUAACGGCGACGAUGAAAUUACGUGGGGGCCCGACCCGGAACUCACGCCGCUUGGCAAGAAUCAGGCGCGCGAUGUCAACGCUAUGUGGAAGCAGGAGAUCCAAACUGGCAUGCCGCUACCGUACUUUCUCUACAGCAGCCCCUUCACUCGUGCCCUGCAUACGCUGCGCAUAACAUUCGGCGACUUCCUGUGUCAGACACCGAGGCCGUUGGUUCUGGAGAACUGCCGCGAAGUCUCCGGCGUCCACACUUGCGACAAACGGCGUACGCGGUCGUACAUCGCAUCUGCGUUUCCUGAGGUCGACAUCGAGGAUGGCUUCACCGAGGAAGAUGAGUAUUAUGAUGACGAUGUUCGAGAGCCUCCCGAGAGCGUCGUUGCGCGGGCACGAGCGGUGCUCGUGAGGAUUUUUGAGGACCGGGAACGUGAAUUCAUCUCCAUCACAGCCCAUGGAGGCUGGAUCAACGCCUUCCUGACCGCAGUUGGAAGGGCGCACUUCGCGCUCCCGACGGGUGGUGUCCUCCCUCUGAUCGUCAAGUGUACGAGUAUGUAGAUUGUACGAGUACAACGGCAAAGGGCGAUGGUACUGAUUGACUCAUGUUGACUAGCCUGCGUG
This is a messenger RNA of Schizophyllum commune H4-8, 985 nucleotides long. RefSeq names its product phosphoglycerate mutase-like protein. The coding region runs from base 89 to 922 and encodes 277 amino acids. NCBI's taxonomy places the organism in Eukaryota, Fungi, Basidiomycota, Agaricomycetes, Agaricales, Schizophyllaceae. Gene Ontology annotation, cellular component: cytoplasm. The transcript has 9 exons. The record is from RefSeq and is a predicted model, not a curated record. Gene Ontology annotation, molecular function: phosphatase activity.